UUAAAGUUAUAAGAAGAAACUAAAAUUAUUCAACAAGUGCUACUGUUACGAAUUAUUCGAACUUCCUUUAAUUCCUAAAAAAAUAGUUGAAUUGAGAGUUAAAUAAAUUUGAUUUCUUUUUAAAUACCUAACUCUUGCAAAAAGAUUUUUAUUAGUUGCUUACAUCAAAAGAAAUCUGAUCACGAUGUCUUACAAUUACAAUAAAAAGCAAAAAGAACCUGAAAUUAAUACAUAUCGAGUGCAGUCUAUGGAUACAUGGAACACUGGACAGUCAAUGAGAAAAGAAAAUGAAACCAAAACAGAGCUCGACAUCAUAACUCAACAAUAUCAUUCUAUACAAUAUUUCAAUUUUCUUGAAUAUAAGCGUCGUCUUAUGGAAGCUGGUGGUGGUGCUCAGAAUAAGAAUCCUUUGUCUUUAGGAUAUGAUUUAUCAUCGUUGCCUCCAUUUGAUGGUUCAUUUGAAAUGCCAGAGAUUGGUAGUUAUAAAAAACCUAAAAUAACGAAAGCAAAUAUCACUUAUGGCGAUCACAGACGCUCUAAAGAAGGAAACUACGAUCAAAGUGCAAGUUUUCAAGGAAAUUCUGAUCCCAGACGAAAGCAAGAACAUAAAGCUCCAUCAAAAACCAGUAGUGGAUGGAGUGAUGAUGAAGAAAAUUCAACAAUUCAAUCUAAGCCUGCAAAAUCUCAAGUGAAUGGUGACGAUUGGGAUGUUGAUGAAGAUGUUUCAAAUAAUAAUAAUAAUAUAAACACCAAAAAAGCAGUUGAUGAUGUUAAUUGGGAUGAAUUUAUCACCACUAAACCUAAUUCCACUCAAGCUACAAAAAAUGUCGGUGAUUGGUCGGAUGGUGAAAAAUCAUCAGUUAAUUCAAAGAAAUUGAAAUCCGAUGAUUGGUCAGACGAAGAGACUUCAAAACCAGUUUCAAAUUAUAAUCCAAAUAAUUCUCGUCGUCCUGAUAAAGAACGAAGCUUUAAUGGCCAUAAUAGUCGUGAGGGUUCACGUAGCUCAGGAAGUGAUCGAAGCUUUAACAAUCGUCAAUCAUCACGACCAUCAGGAAAACGUGAACCACAAGAAGGUGACUGGGAUUGCUCCAAAUGUUCUGUUAACAAUUUCCGAUUCCGUACAGAAUGUUUCCGCUGUAAAGAACCAAAAUCGGGUGAUGCUGAUGGUGCUUCAUCUUCAUCAUCUCAUUAUAAUCGAAAUUCACGCGGUGGCCGAGGAGGAUAUCGUGGAAACUAUAACAAUAAUCGCGAUAGAAAUUAUGGUAACUCAAGAAAUGCUGUAACUAAAGUUAUUUCAAGUGGUUGGUCAGAUGAUGAGAAAGAAAAAUCACCAAAGAAAAGUGAAAAUACUAAACGCUUUAUAGAUAAAAACAACAAUAAUGAUGAUUGUGAUGAUUGGGAUGCACCUCCUAAGAAAUCAAAUUAUGAAGCUUUGAAAAAAUCUAAUAAGACACGAAAUGAUGAUGAUUGGGAUGGUGACAAAGAAAGUCACACGCCACCUCCACCGAAUGACGAUGAUGGUUGGGAUGAUAAGAAAGAAAGUCACACUCCACCUCCACCUCCACCGAAUGAUGAUGAUGGCUGGGAUGAAAUUGAGGCUAAAGUUUCUAAUUCCCUUACAAAUAAUAACUCAGUCAAUGCUAAACGUCCGAUAGUAAGUUAUGAAGAUGAUUGGGACGAUAAUCCAGCUCCAAAAAAGGCUUUCGUUACGUUAGAACGUAAUCCAAAUGAAAAUGAUGAAUGGAAUUUGCCUUCCACUAAAGAUAAAAAUGAUACGAAAAAGAAAUCUCCAAUUCCGCCAUCUGAUGACGGCUGGAAUUUGAGUAAUGAGAAUGUUGAAGUUAAAACCAAAACCGUUCAAAAAUAUGAAUCUGAUGAUGAAUGGGAUAACGCAUAAGUUUAAUGUAAUAUAAUAUAAGAAUCUCUCAGCCUCAUACAAAUUUACUUAAAUAUUUCUUUUCUUCUCAAACAUUUUAAAGAAUUUAAAAACGUUUUUAUAAACCUUGAAACAUUUAAACGAAAUUAAAUGUUUUAAUGGAUAAAACGACAAGUUUCAUAUAAUUUCAAGUAUUCUACAAUUUCUAAACAUUCUAAGUUGCAUUUUUAUGAUGAAUUUCAAAAAGAAUUUUUAAACAUAAAAAUUUCAAACUGUUUCAUAUAUUUGUGCUUUGAAUAAUCUCUUAAUAAAAUAAU
Molecule: messenger RNA, 2193 nt
Organism: Clunio marinus
Lineage: Eukaryota; Metazoa; Arthropoda; Insecta; Diptera; Chironomidae
Source: the annotation of a GenBank genome assembly